AUGCGGAGGUUUGAAAAUGGCACAGGAGGCGGCCUAAGGGUGGCACGGCGUACAAUCCCUCUACUGUCAUUUUAUAUCUCUGAAUUUUUUUUGCUGCAUGCGCAGGUGUUUCAGGCAGAAACAGUAAUAGCAUCGACUAGGAGGAGCAAGACAAGAAGCAACGACAACUACCAUUGCUGGCUAAGCUACCUACUACGAUGCCCGCCUCUCUUUGCAAUGGCCAAAGCACACAACAAUCCACAGUUUGGUGAAUUUUCCCCCCACUUUGGUGACAUGGGACGGAUUGUGGGCAACAGCAUUUUAGAAGAAUCGGUAGUAGAAACGUGA
Molecule: messenger RNA, 327 nt
Organism: Triticum turgidum subsp. durum (durum wheat)
Lineage: Eukaryota; Viridiplantae; Streptophyta; Magnoliopsida; Poales; Poaceae
Source: the annotation of a GenBank genome assembly